AUGCAUAAAUAUUGGGAAAAAAUCAAAGCUAGUGGAUAUCCACUUAAAAUGUAUGAAUAUCAAACUGAAGACCAUUUUAUGUUAGGUAUGGAACGAAUGCCAUAUAGUAAAUAUGGUAACAAAACAAUCGGUAAACCCGUAAUCUUGUUAUCCGGUAUGUUCGCCUCCUCAAUUAUUUAUGUAUCGCAUAACAAAUCACUCGGUUACCUGCUAUCAGACGCGGGUUUCGACGUUUGGCUUUUCAAUUAUCGAGUUACGGGUAUGUCCAAAAAAAUUAAGGAUCCGAGGACAGGAAUCGUUCCUGACUUAAGUAGUAUAAAUUGGGAUUACAGCUUUCAUGAAUUAGCUAUUUACGAUCUACCAGCCGCCAUUGAUCUCGUAAUUUCUGUGACUGGGCAUUCUAAAGUUGACGUUGGGGGUGUUUCUCUCGGAGCAACAAUACCUCUAAUGACAUUAUCUGAAAAACCAGAGUACAAUAAAAAAGUCAGAAAUUUAAUUCUGAUGGCGCCAGCUAGUAGAAUGGGGUCCGGAUACCGGGGUGCGCAAUACUACUUUAUUAGAUCAGCUUUCCGGAAAUUCUUAAAAACAGAUUUCAAGUUUCGUUACAUAUCACUUAAUAAAGAUCCAGAUCACAUUGCAGUUGGAGAAUUAUGUAAAAUUAAAAUGUUUGGAUUCUUUUGUGUUCAAUCAAUGAACAUUAUACAAGGAAUGUAUAAUCCCCUUCAUAUAGAUCCCGUCAUAGAUGUAUUUACAACUUAUCCGCAACCUACAUCAUUGAAAACGGUUAAACACUAUUUUCAAUUAUUAUUAGGAGAUCGAUUUGCCAAUUAUGAUUACGGACCAAUUGGAAACAUGGAACAUUACCAUUCCAGACAACCACCAGAGUAUGACAUAAAAAAAGUUACAGCUCCAGCUAUCGUUUUGUACUCGAAAGGCGACAACCUUGUGCCUCCUCAGGACAUUAAAUGGUURCUGAACAAUUUACCAAAUAUAAAAAGCACACUUUACAUCAGUAAAAUACGAUUCAGUCAUCAGUCUUUUGCAAUGGAUAAAAACGCACAUAUAGUUAUUGGUCCAUACAUAGUGAAACAAUUAUCAUCAUAAAAAAAUAUUUAAAAAAGGAAGUAUAACAAAUUCGACGAUGAACAUAACCCUCACAUGUGAAGAUGUAUUUAACCAUGUUUGUAUAAGAUAUAGUUAAUAUUAACUAAUAUGGAUGUAAUUAUUAAAA
Messenger RNA from Diuraphis noxia (Russian wheat aphid), 1231 nucleotides. Its product is annotated as lipase 3-like. The record is from RefSeq and is a predicted model, not a curated record. NCBI's taxonomy places the organism in Eukaryota, Metazoa, Arthropoda, Insecta, Hemiptera, Aphididae. Gene Ontology annotation, molecular function: hydrolase activity, acting on ester bonds.